Mustela erminea (ermine) is the source of this 3424-nucleotide messenger RNA. It is a transcript of the gene TTYH1, whose product is annotated as tweety family member 1. The coding region runs from base 121 to 1296 and encodes 391 amino acids. The record is from RefSeq and is a predicted model, not a curated record. The transcript has 11 exons. Gene Ontology annotation, molecular function: volume-sensitive chloride channel activity; intracellularly calcium-gated chloride channel activity. Lineage: Eukaryota; Metazoa; Chordata; Mammalia; Carnivora; Mustelidae. Gene Ontology annotation, cellular component: smooth endoplasmic reticulum membrane; plasma membrane.
UCUUCCUCCCCCUGCUCCUCUCCCCUGAGCCCCGCCAGACCCCGCUCCGCCCGCGCCCCGCUCCACUGCCGAGGCUCCCGCAGCCCCGGCGUCGGCCCCGCUGCGCCCUCCCCGGGGGCUAUGGGGGCGCCCCCGGGCUACCGACCCUCCGCUUGGGUGCAUCUGCUUCACCAGCUGCCCCGCGCCGACUUCCAGCUCCGCCCGGUACCCAGCGGUUUCUCGCCCCAAGAGCAAGAAUACCAGCAGGCCCUGUUGCUGGUGGCAGCCUUGGCAGGCCUGGGCUUGGGCCUGAGCCUCAUUUUCAUUGCUGUCUACCUCAUCCGCUUCUGCUGCUGCCGGCCCCCAGAGCCCCCCGGGGCCAAAAGCCCCCCACCCGGGGGAGGCUGUGUCACCUGGAGCUGCAUCGCUGCCCUUCUCGUCGGCUGCGCCGGCAUUGGCAUCGGUUUCUAUGGCAACAGCGAGACCAGUGAUGGGGUGUCCCAGCUCAGCUCCGCACUGCUGCAUGCCAACCAUACGCUCAGCGCCAUAGACCACCUGGUGUCAGAGACAGUGGAGAGGCUGGGUGAGGCCGUGAGGACAGAGCUGACCACCCUGGAGGAAGUGCUGGCUCAGCGUACGGAACUGGUGGCUGCCGCCCGUGGGGCUCGGCGGCAGGCAGAGGCGGUGGCCCAGCAGCUCCAGGAGCUAGCCUUCUGGAGGGGCGUGCCCUUGAGCCCCCUGCAAGUGGCUGAAGAUGUGUCCUUUGUGGAGGAGUACAGGUGGCUGGCCUAUGUUCUCCUGCUGCUCCUGGAGCUGCUGGUCUGUCUCUUCACCCUCCUGGGCCUGGCAAAGCAGAGCAAGUGGCUGGUGAUCGUGAUGACAGUGAUGAGUCUCCUGGUUCUUGUCCUGAGUUGGGGCUCCAUGGGGCUGGAGGCAGCUACAGCUGUGGGCCUCAGUGACUUCUGCUCCAGUCCUGACACCUACAUCCUGAACCUGACCCAGGAGGAAACUGGGCUCAGUUCAGACAUCCUGAGCUAUUACUUCCUCUGCAACCAGGCGGUCUCCAACCCCUUUCAGCAGAGGCUGACUCUGUCGCAGCGAGCUCUGGCCAACAUCCACUCCCAGCUGCAGGGCCUCGAGCGGGAAGCUGUCCCCCAGUUCCCUUCUGCGCAGAAGCCUCUGCUGUCCUUGGAGGAGACGCUGAAUGUGACGGAAGGAAACUUCCACCAGCUGGUGGCGCUGCUGCACUGCCGCGGCCUGCACAAGAUGCGGCACAAGUGGGACACACCUGAGCCCUUGGUUCGUCAUGCCCUCUGAAGGAAAUGCUGUCAUCACGGCACCGCACCGUGAGCCUCCGCUGCCAGGCAGUCAUCCAGGGUCAUCCCUUGGCUUCCUCACCCCACCCCCAUUCCCAGGGCCUGCUGCCCCCCAGGCCUAGUCUUUCCCCCCAGGGGAGCACCCAUGCCUCAUCCCCCCUCUAGUCUGUCCUCCCAGUGGCUCUCCAACAGGACUGCCAGAUUUUGCAAACAACAGAUAACUCUUUCCUGUAGGUAGGUCCCACGCCAUAGUGGGGACAUGUCUGUACUAAAUAUUUUUUGUGGUUGGGCAUCCUGCCUUUGAUCUGGCGACUGCAUCAGAGGGACCCAUCUGUCCCACAGCACCGACCUGACUUGGCCCUUGCUGGGAUCCGCACCCCUUCCACAGCUCCCACUGUCCCCAGAGCGUCUCAGAUUGGCACUGCAGCACGGGGGCAGUGGCGGUGAGGGAGGGGCAAGGAAUCAACACUCAGAAUUGCUGAGUACGUGAGCUGCAGGACUCCAGAAGGCAACCCUGCUCUUUCGUUCAAGGGUAAACUGAGGCCCACAAAUUUCUCUCCGGUCCGGGCUGACCCUGGUCUGGAUCGCACUUCCCAAGGUUCACUGUGGACAGAGGGAAGGGAGGGAGGGUGGAGAGUGGGUCAGUCUCACCCUCUACUUGUGCACCCCGUGACUCUGGGCCCCUGUUUCCCCUCUCUGGGCUUCAGCGUUCCCACAUAAUACAUCCAGGAUUGAGGGACAUCAGGGAUAAAGUGGUGGGAAGGUGUCUCUGGAGCCUGACAGAUUUGGCUCUAAUCCAGCUCUACCCCUUCCAGGUUGUGUGACUCUGGGCAAGUGGCUUGCCCUCUCUGGGCUUCAACUUUCUGCCCACAAAAGGCAGCAAUGUGAGGGGGCCCAGAUCUCUGCCUUGCAGGGCUAGGAGGAGCAUGAAAGGACAUGGUCUAGGUGCCUGAAACAGUAAAAAGAGAAUGCGCCAUUGCUCUGACUUGGGUCCCAUGCCCCGGCUUGGGUUUCACUGGCACAGUACCAGACACAGCUUCCACCCCCCCGCCCCAGGGGCUCAAGCUGGAAACCUAGGAUCAUCCCUUUUGCCGUCUGUCCCCACCUCCCACACCCACUCCCCAGGCAAGCUCUGCCGCCUGAAGCCCAUCUGGACUCAGAGCACGGCUCCCUCUGCCACUGCUUCUACCCUGGUCACCCUCCUCACCUCCCACCCAGGAGCCAUGGAGCAUUUUCCCUGUCCCCCUGCUUGCCACCCCCAUCUGUCCUCCCAACAGCCAGCAGCUGGGUGAGCCUCUCUCCCACAAUCCGAUCAAAUUCUUUCCCCACUAAAACCCUCCAGUGACUCCCCAGCUCACGGAUUAAAGUCUAGCUUCGCCCCUCCCGCCCCUCCCGGGCUGGUCCCAGGCUCAGGCCCUUGCACCACCCUCUCUGCACUGGCCCACAGCAGCCCUUAAACCGCUCCAGGGCCUAGAGCCCGUGGUUUCUUCAUGUCAAGGGUGGUCUCUGCUGUUGGGGUCCAGUCCUGCCUUCUGGUCCCCUCUCAGUUUACGGUCACCUGAAAUGACCUUCCGAAGCAUGGUUACUCAAGUGUCCCUGGGACUGGGAGCCACACCUGGCACGAGCAGGCCCUUGGCUACUCUGUGGGGUGAAUGAUGGCUGGGCAUUCAGGAAACAACUCAGCUCGAUUCCAGACAUGAUGAAAGGGGCUGCCAACAUUUCCCGAGAGUGUGUUAUGUGCAAGGUGCAAUUCUAAGUUGGGGGCGGGGGUUCUUCCAAGCAGUGUUCUAAGCCGGAGAUGUUGCUCCUGGGGGGCAUGUGGCAGUGGUGGUCACAGGCAGAGUGGGGGUGCUCCUGGCAGAUAGGGAGCAGGGCCCAGGGAAGCUACUCAACAUCCUACUGGUGCGGGACACCCCACCACGGAGAAUCGUGGGGCUCACGAUGUCAGAAGCCCCACACUGGACCGAAGCUGAGGUGGCGUGGUGGCUGGGGGUAGGGUGGAGAGGGGGCCAAGAUUUGGGUUUACGUCUGCAGGUGUAGUAAUGACAGUGGUUGGAGCACUGCCUGUGUGCUUAUACGGAGGCACAGCCAGGGGUGGGGGGGGCGUGCCUGCUGACACCCUCCCCCGC